CUGAAGUUCUUGGAGAAGGGAGUCCAACUCUUCAAGGUGAACUAUGACCACUUUACUUUUGGUGUUAGUGACUCUGAGGGUCAUCACCGCGGCCAUCUCAGUAGAAGUUUCAGACCAUGACAACUCGCUGAGUGUGAGCAUCCCCCAGCCUUCCCCACUGCGGGUCCUGCUCGGGAGCUCCGUCACCAUCCCCUGCUAUUUCAUCGACCCCACGCACCCCGUGACCACCGCCCCCACCACCGCCCCCCUUGCCCCGAGAAUCAAGUGGAGCCGCAUCUCCAAGGACAAGGAGGUGGUGCUGCUGGUGGCCACCGAAGGGCGCGUGCGCAUCAACAAUGCCUACGAAGAAAAGGUCUCGCUGCCCAACUACCCAGCCAUCCCCAGCGACGCCACCUUGGAAAUCCAGAACCUGCGCUCCAAUGACUCUGGGAUCUAUCGCUGCGAAGUGAUGCACGGCAUCGAGGACAGCCAGGCCACUCUGGAGGUUGUGGUGAAAGGCAUCGUGUUCCAUUACAGAGCCAUCUCCACACGCUACACCCUGGACUUUGACCGGGCGCAGCGGGCCUGCCUGCAGAACAGUGCCAUCAUCGCCACACCUGAGCAGCUGCAGGCCGCCUAUGAGGACGGCUUCCACCAGUGCGAUGCCGGCUGGCUGGCCGACCAGACUGUGAGGUACCCCAUCCACACUCCCCGGGAAGGCUGUUACGGUGACAAGGAUGAGUUUCCCGGCGUGAGGACCUACGGCAUCCGUGACACAAAUGAGACCUACGACGUGUACUGCUUUGCCGAGGAAAUGGAGGGCAAGGUCUUCUACGCCACGUCCCCUGAGAAGUUCACCUUCCAGGAGGCGGCCAGCGAGUGCCGGCGGCUGGGUGCCCGGCUGGCCACCACGGGCCAGCUCUACCUGGCCUGGCAGGGCGGCAUGGACAUGUGCAGCGCCGGCUGGCUGGCUGACCGCAGCGUGCGCUACCCCAUCUCCAAGGCCCGGCCCAACUGCGGGGGCAACCUCCUGGGCGUGAGGACUGUCUACCUGCACGCCAACCAGACGGGCUACCCGGACCCUUCGUCCCGCUACGACGCCAUCUGCUACACAGGUGAAGACUUUGUGGACAUCCCAGAAGACUUCUUUGGGGUGGGUGGCGAGGACAACAUCACCGUGCAGACGGUGACCUGGCCUGACGUGGAGCUGCCCCUGCCCCGAAACAUCACCGAGGGUGAAGCCCGGGGCAGCGUCAUCCUCACCGUAAAGCCCAUCUUGGACGUCUCCCCAACCGCCCUGGAGCCCGAGGAGCCCUUCACCUUUGUCCCUGACCUAGAGGCCACCACCUCCCCCGAGGCGGAGAGCAGGACUGGAGAGACCACCAGGCCCUGGGGCUUUCCCGAGGAAUUCACAUCUGGCCUGGGGCCUGCCACAGCCUUCACCAGCGAGGACCUGGUGGUGCAUGUGACCAUUGCUCCAGGGGCCACCGAGGUCCCCGGGCAGCCCCGCCCACUGGGGGGAGUGGUGUUCCACUAUCGCCCGGGGCCCACGCGCUACUCGCUGACCUUCGAGGAGGCGCAGCAGGCCUGCCUGCGCACCGGGGCCGUCAUUGCCUCGCCGGAGCAGCUCCAGGCUGCCUAUGAAGCCAGCUACGAGCAGUGUGACGCCGGCUGGCUGCAGGACCAGACUGUCAGAUACCCCAUUGUGAGCCCACGGACCCCAUGUGUGGGUGACAAGGACAGCAGCCCAGGAGUCAGGACAUACGGCGUGCGCCCCUCAUCAGAAACCUACGAUGUCUACUGCUAUGUGGACAGGCUUGAAGGGGAGGUGUUCUUCGCCACGCGCCUCGAGCAGUUCACCUUCCAGGAAGCCCAGGAGUUCUGUGAAUCCCAGAACGCCACGCUGGCCUCCACGGGCCAGCUUUACGCUGCCUGGAGCCGUGGCCUGGACAAGUGCUAUGCUGGCUGGCUGGCGGACGGCACUCUUCGCUACCCCAUCGUCACCCCGCGGCCCGCCUGCGGUGGAGACAGGCCCGGUGUGAGGACCAUCUACCUCUACCCCAACCAGACUGGCCUCCUCGACCCGCUGUCCCGGCACCACGCCUUCUGCUUCCGAGGUGUUUCAGCGGAGCCCUCUCCGGGAGAAGAGGAGGGCAGCGCAGUCACACUACCCCCUGAUGUGGAAGACUGGAUCAUCACCCAGGUGGGGCCUGGAGUGGCCGCCGGUCCCUUGGGGGAAGUGACGACCGCACUCCCUGACUUCACCACUGAGCCGGAAAACCAGACGGAGUGGGAACCAGCCUACACCCCAGUGGGCACUUCCCCACCACGAGGAAUCCCUCCCACGUGGCCUCCCACUGGUGCAGCAACAGAAGAAAGUACAGAAGGCCCUUCUGCAACUGGAGUGCCCUCAGCCUUGGAGGAGCCGUCACCGUCGGAGGAGCCGUCCCCAUCGGAGGAGCUGUCUCCCUCGGAGAGGCCAUCCCCGUCAGAAGAGCCGUCACCGUCGGAGAGGCCAUCCCCAUCAGAGGAGCCGUCCCCGUCGGAGGCACCGUCCCCAUCGGAGAAGCCGUCCCCGUCAGAGGAGCCGUCCCCGUCGGAGGAGCCAUCACCGUCGGAGGAGCUGUCACCGUCGGAGACACCGUCCCCAUCGGAGAGGCCAUCCCCGUCAGAGGAGCCAUACCCCUCGGAGGAGCCAUACAUACCCACAUCCUCAGUGCCCAGCUGGACUGAGUUAUUAGGCCCUGGGGAGCCAUCUGGGGCCCCUGAAGUCAGUGGUGACUUCACAGGCAGUGGAGAAGUUUCAGGAGGCCUUGCAAGUGCAAGUGGACUGCCCUCUGGAGACCUUGAUUUCAGUGGUCUGACCUCUGUGGUGGGCUCAGGCCUGCCUUCAGGAAGUGGACUGGCCUCAGGGGAUGAAGAUAGAAUUGAAUGGUCCAGCACUUCCUUUGGAGGCGAGGGCCCAGAGGGCUCUGCUUCUGAAGUAGGGGACCUCAGUGGACUUCCUUCUGGAGAAGGUCCAGAAGCCUCUGCCUCUGGAGUAUGGGACCUUGGUGGGUUGCCUUCUGGAGAAGUUCCAGAAGCCUCUGCCUCUGGAGUAGGGGACGUCAGCGGUCUUCCUUCUGGAGAAGGUCCAGAAGCCUCUGCCUCUGGAGUAGGGGACCUUGUUGAGAUUCCUUCUGGAGAAGAAGGACCAGAAGCCUCUGCGUCUGGGGUAGGGGACCUUGUUGAGAUUCCUUCUGGAGAAGAAGGACCAGAAGCCUCUGCGUCUGGGGUAGGGGACCUUGGUGGGUUGCCUUCCGGAGAAGGUCCAGAAGCCUCUGCCUCUGGAGUAGGGGACCUUGUUGAGAUUCCUUCUGGAGAAGAAAGACCAGAAGCCUCUGCUUCUGGAGUAGAGGACCUUGGUGGGUUGCCUUCUGGAGAAGGUCCAGAAGCCUCUGUCUCUGGAGUAGGGGACCUUGGUGGGUUGCCUUCUGGAGAAGAAGUUCCAGAAGCCUCUGCCUCUGGAGUAGAGGACCUUGGUGGGUUGCCUUCUGGAGAGGGUCCAGAAGCCUCUGCCUCUGGAAUAGAGGACCUCAGUGGGCUUCCUUCUGGAGAAGAAGGCCCAGAAGCCUCUGCCUCUGGAGUAGGGGACCUCAGUGGACUUCCUUCUGGAAGAGAGGAUCUAGAGACCUCUGCUUCUGCAGCUGAGGACCUCAGCAGGUUGCCUUCUGGAGAGGAAGGCUCGGUGGGUUUUGCUUCUGGAAUCUUGGACUUUGGCAGACUGCCUUCUGAAACGCUAGGAAGUGGGCAGGCUCCAGAAGCAAGUGGCCUUCCCUCUGGUGAGUAUUCUGGGGUGGAUCUUGGAAGUGGCCCAUCCUCUGGUCUGCCUGACUUUAGUGGGCUUCCAUCUGGGUUUCCAACUGUCUCCUUAGUGGAUGCCACAUUGGUGGAAGUGGUCACAGCCACUACCGCAGGUGAGCUGGAAGGAAGGGGAACUAUCGGGAUCAGUGGUGCUGGAGAAACAUCCGGGCUGCCCUUUGAUGAGUUGCAUAUUAGUGGGGGAACUAGUGGACUACCUUCAGGAACUGAACUCAGUGGGCAGGCAUCUGGGUCUCCUGACAUCAGCAGGGAAACAUCUGGACUCUUUGAUGUCAGUGGGCAGCCAUCAGGGUUUCCUGACAUCAGUGGGGAAACAUCUGGACUCUUUGAUGUCAGUGGGCAGCCAUCAGGGUUUCCUGACGCCAGUGGGGAAACAUCAGGACUCUUUGAUGUCAGUGGGAAGCCAUCAGGGUUUCCUGAAACCACCAGUGGAGAAACAUCUGGAGUGACUGAGCUUAGUGGACUGACCUCUGGACAACCAGAUGUCAGUGGAGAAGCAUCUGGAGUUCUUUUUGGCCGUGGUCAACCGUUUGGCAUAACUGACCUGAGUGGAGAAAUAUCUGGGGUCCCUGAUCUCAGUGGGCAACCGUCAGGGUUGCCAGAGUUAAGCGGGGCACCAUCUGGAAUCCCCGAUCUGGUUUCUGGUGCCAUUAGUGGCAGUGGUGAAUCUUCUGGAAUUACAUUUGUGGACACCAGUUUUGUUGAAGUGACCCCUGCAACAUUUAAAGAAGAAGAAGGCUUAGGGUCCGUGGAACUCAGUGGUCUCCCUUCCGGGGAGGCAGAUCUGUGGGGCACAUCUGGGAUGGUGGAUGUCGACUCCAGUGGGUUUCCGUCCCAAGCUCCAGAAUUCAGUGGCCUGCCCAGUGGAAUAGCUGAGGUCAGUGGAGAAUCCUCUGGAGCUGAUGUUGGGAGUGGCCUGCCCUCUGGGGCAUAUGACGGCAGUGGACGUCCAUCGGGUUUUCCCACCAUCUCUUUGGUAGACAGAACUUUGGUGGAAUCUGUAACCCAGGCCUCAACAGCCCAGGAAGCAGGAGAAGGACCUUCAGGCAUUUUGGAACUCAGUGGUGUCCAUUCCGGAGUCCCAGACAUGUCUGGAGACCAUUCUGGAUUUUUGGACCUAAGUGGGCCCCAGUCAGGGCUAGUAGAGCCCAGUGGAGAGCCACCAAGCACUCCAUAUAUUAGUGGGGACUUUUAUGGUACCACCCAUGUGAGUGGAGAAUCCUCUACAGCCAUGGGCACCAGUGGGGAGGCCUCAGGACUUCCAGAAGUUACUUUAAUCACUUCUGAUUUUGUGGAAGUUGUCACUGAACCAACUGUUUCCCAGGAACUCGGCCAAAGACCCCCUGUGACACACCCCCAGCCUUUUGAGUCCAGUGGGGAAACCUCUGCAUCUGGGGACAUUACUGCAGCUACCCCAGGGCUCCCAGAGUCUGAGGUAAAAGCAUCAUCCAUCCCAGAAUCCAGUGGUGAGACAUCUGCCUAUCCCGAGACUGAGGUGGGGGCGUCUGUUGCCCCCGAGGCAAGUGGGAACACGUCAGUGUCCCCUGAUCUGAGUGCAACCACCUCUGCCUUCCAUCACACUGACCUCGAGACAGCCCCAGGCCUGGGUGUGAGUGGCAGCACCUCUGCCUUUGAGGAGGGCCCCCGGGAGGGCUCAGCUGCACUGGAAGUGAGUGGAGAGUCAACUGCCACCUACCAUGUGGGCACAGAGGCAUCAGGCUUGCCUUCGGUCGUGCCCAUGGCUUCUGGAGACCGGACUGAAAUCAGCAGAGACCUGUCUGGUCACACCUCAGGGAUGGAGGUUGUCAUCAGCACCAGCAUCCCAGAGGCUGAUUGGGGGCAGCAGACCCAGCCUCCCGCAGAGGUGCAUCCAGAAGUCGAGUCCUCAAGUCCCUUGCACGCAGAAGAGACCCAAUCGGGUGAAACAGCCACCUCUCCAACAGAUGCGUCCAUCCCAGCUUCUCCAGAAGGGACAGGUGAAUUAGCGUCAAGUGUUGCAGCCCCCGCCAAGUCCUGUGCCGAGGAGCCCUGUGGCGCCGGGACCUGCCAGGAGACGGAGGGCCGCGUCCUGUGCCUGUGCCCCACUGGCUACACUGGCGAGCGCUGUAACAUAGACAUUGAUGAGUGCCUCUCAAGCCCUUGUCUGAAUGGAGCCACCUGCCUGGAUGCCCUCGACUCUUUCACAUGCUUAUGCCUUCCCAGCUACGGAGGGGACCUGUGUGAGAUCGACCAGGAGCUGUGCGAGGAGGGCUGGGCCAAGUUCCAGGGCCACUGUUACCGCCACUUCCCCGACCGCAAGACCUGGGUGGACGCCGAGAGCCGCUGCCGGGAGCACCAGUCACACCUGAGCAGCAUCGUCACCCCCGAGGAGCAGGAGUUUGUCAACAACAAUGCCCAGGACUACCAGUGGAUCGGCCUGAAUGAUCGGACCAUCGAAGGUGACUUCCGCUGGUCAGACGGACACUCCUUGCAAUUUGAGAACUGGCGCCCCAACCAGCCUGACAACUUCUUUGCCACGGGAGAGGACUGUGUGGUGAUGAUCUGGCAUGAGAAGGGCGAGUGGAAUGACGUCCCCUGCAAUUACCACCUGCCCUUCACAUGUAAAAAAGGCACAGUGGCCUGCGGAGACCCCCCCGUGGUGGAGCAUGCCAGGACUUUCGGGCAGAAGAAGGACCGGUAUGAGAUCAACUCCCUGGUGCGGUACCAGUGCACGGAGGGUUUCGUCCAGCGCCACGUCCCCACCAUCCGAUGCCAGCCCAGUGGCCACUGGGAGGAGCCGCGGAUCACCUGCACAGACCCCGCCACCUACAAGCGCCGAGUACAGAAGCGGAGCUCCCGGAGAAGCCGCCCCGGCCCGGCCCGCUGAGAGGGACUCCCGGCCCGCGCCGAGGACGCUGAGCCCAGAAGCCUUGCCAAACUGACAGCGCGUCCCACACAGACGGUGUCUUCUUCUUGUCGCUUUUUUUCAUUUAAGGAAUUCCAUUAAAGAAGGAAAAAAAAUAAAUAAAUCCCACAUUGUGUAUGCACCCACCCGCCGCCCAGAUUGCCAAAACUUCAUCUGAUUUUCUCCCCCAAAUACCAAAGCCAAGCAAACGUGUGUAAACCCCGUGGACUGAGUUUAGAGACAUUUCUUCAAUCUCCUGUUGUGCCUUUCCAAGGGACCAGCGCAGGGACAGGGGGAGAAGGG
This is a messenger RNA of Choloepus didactylus (southern two-toed sloth), 7027 nucleotides long. RefSeq names its product aggrecan (gene ACAN). Gene Ontology annotation, biological process: cell adhesion. Gene Ontology annotation, molecular function: calcium ion binding; hyaluronic acid binding. NCBI's taxonomy places the organism in Eukaryota, Metazoa, Chordata, Mammalia, Pilosa, Megalonychidae. The record is from RefSeq and is a predicted model, not a curated record. The transcript has 19 exons. The coding region runs from base 44 to 6706 and encodes 2220 amino acids.